This is a messenger RNA of Aureobasidium musti, 2427 nucleotides long. Lineage: Eukaryota; Fungi; Ascomycota; Dothideomycetes; Dothideales; Saccotheciaceae. The record is from the annotation of a GenBank genome assembly.
AUGAACGGCAAGCCACUGCCCAGGGCCGCUGCUGGACCAAAUGGCCUCCCUAAACAAAGGGCUGGUCUAACAAGUAUUGAUGACCCUCGACGACCGAACACUCCAAGCAAUGUCUUUGCAUCUCUCAAGGCCACUCAGAUCCUCACUCUAAAGCCUGUCCUACCUGCCGAACUCAUUGCUACAAUCCUUGACUACCUCCCCGUAUCCGACUUGAUAACAUGCGCUCGAGUCUCCAAACGCUUGCAAGAGAUGGUCUAUGAUGAUACAAGAUGGGUGGCCAGAUUACGAGAUAUGGGUGUGUGGAAUGAGACCGAGGCACGCCAACGCUACGAAGAAUCAAAGAAGAAGAGGCUCAGUGGCCGUCCACAAGCUGACCGCUCUCUAACACUAUUCGAUGCCCAUGACGAAGAAGAGAAAGUACGCAAGUCACUGGAACAAGCUGCAACACCCCGGCGGCCGUGGCACAGUAGUGUGACUGAUGGUUUCGACGACAUGACUCGAUCUCAAAAUCCUACCUUCGAUGCGAAAGCUGCAACCACCGCGCUGCGCAGGGUUCGCUCUAUUCGAGGUCAAGCUAGACAAGAGUAUGGAAAGGUCCACGGUGCUCUUGGUCCUUUUUAUUACGAUUUAGUCCGAUCAGAGAACUCGUCCGACCCAGCUGUCUUUCGUCUUGUGCAGGAUUCUGAGCAGCAAGCUCGUAUUCUUGCGGAUCUGAGAGUCUUUGCACGGAGCGACGGUGCCCAAAAAUGGCGCCAGCGGCAAGACAAGCUCGAAUCCAUGCUCGGUAUCUUUGAGAAUGCUAUGAUCAACGAGUUCGAACAGGCAUAUCAGGCUCAAGACGUCGAUCGCAUGAGACGAUAUGCUCAUGUCCUGGUUUCUCUCAAUGGUGGAGCUGCAGGUGUCGAUAUUUUCAUUUCAAACCACCCCUACAUGCGUCGAAAGGAUCAGGUCGGAACUCCGUUAGAAUGUCUCCAAGAUGUUGCGCCUGGGCACGUGGAUCUGAACCCAUCGCAGAGGUUCUUCGAGAAGCUCGCCUCCAUGUUGUCGAUGCAAUCAACGCUUAUCGAUCAAGUCUUUCCAAGCUCCGUCGAUGUCCUCCUCCCCUUUACGACCCGUGUCUGUGAAGACAUUGUCUCUGAUUAUAUUACGACUCUCUUCAUCGAAGCCCACGAGAAUAACGUGGAAACAUAUCUCAAGGCUGUAGCAGGAAUAUUCGAACAAGCAAUGCGCUUCGCAGUCUCGAUACAACCACCAAAAUCAUCCGGCACAGAUUUCCAUGAUCAAAUAAAGAAGGUCAUUUCACACAUCUUUGAGCCACAUGUGGAUCGCUAUCUUACGGAAGAGCUUGACUAUUUCACGCCGGCGCCAACAACAGAGCUGGCAGCCAAAACCGCCAUCAUGAAUUCAAGACUUGAGGGGAUCAAGUCCUUGUUCAGCAUUGAGGUAGCAUUGAGCUUGAUUCAUCAUGCGAAAGCGUCAAUCGAGCGAGCCGCUAUCUUCAUUCGUAUGGGCGACAGAUACGCGACCUUGACGAAGGAACAGUGCGACAAGAUUUUCGUCAGCCUUUUGGAGAUUCUCGGCCGACGACAUAUCCAAAAUGGCUUCGACAAGGCAGUAGGUCACCUGAGCAGUUACAAUCCGCGUGCUGUCAAAGAGUUUCGCUCAGGGCAAACAGAAAAGGAGGGAGCGACUGGUGGAGUCGAGCCACUAGUGACCUUCCUCGAACUCGUCAACGUUGGAGAUCUGAUUCAGCAGAUGGUUGAUGUCUUUUACAUGCAAGAGCUAGUCACACCUGGACUUACUGAUCGCGAUGACUUCCUCAACCCGGCAGUUAAAGAGAAGAAACGUUUCGAGCAGAUGUUGGAUGAGCGUGUAGCGGCAGGCAUGGGCAAGGGCAUCGACGUCCUCAUGGAUGAAGUCGAAUACAUGUGCGCCACGCUUCAGCUCACUGCUGACUUCAACACCGAUGCCGUGGAUGCCAAAACUCUGACAGGAGUCGAUAAACGUGCAAGUAUGAUGGGACUGGUCGACAUUGGACCCACAGAAACUGCUAAACGUGUAGUGGAUACCAUCCAACAGCAUACAGGCAUCGACAUCAACCUCUACAGCUCCUUCAUCACUUCUCUACGCCAGAAAUCCCUAUUACCCUACUACUCGGCACUCCGAGAACUCUCCCAGAUCUACCUCGUCGACUGUGGUGGUGGCAGUAACAACACUUCGACCUCUAUCUUCUCAACGUCUGCUGCUGCAACAACACGAAUGGCUCGCUGCAAAGAAUUAGCGACGAUCAUAGCUGACUCCGACCGCUACCAUGGCAUCUUCCGCGCAGAAGAGGUCUACGAAUUUGCAGAAAGAAGGGCAGAUUGGUAUGCUGUGAGGAGGGACGUCGAGAGAGCCAUGUAUGGUAUUGGUUGUACGGUCAUGUAA